AAUAGAGAGGGAGAGCAGAGCAACAGAGAGGGGACUGGGGGAUAGAGUGGGAGCUGCAGGCUGACACACAGAGAGAGAGAAGGAGAGAGCAGAGACCAGCAGCACGUCUGUCUCUAUCUGUCGCCUCUUGGAUCUCCCUGGGCACAGCUGUGGGCUGCUUCCGACCACGAGUGGAUCCUUUUGCUCAGACACUGUGCGAGGGAGUGCCUGAGUGCGUAGCACGCACCAGAGUAUCCCAGUGGCUACACACAAGUCUGUAUUCAACCUCUCUGGUUAUGGUGCUGCCACACACAUAGGUUUGACUGGCUUCGCUCUGGACUUGAAUCAACACCCAUGAUCCCCAGACAUCUCUGGCAUACCCUCUCAUGAAGAUGGGAAAUGCCUCUGAAACAUUUCUGCUUGUGUCCAGAAUAUCAAAAGACAUUGACAUCCUCAUGGGAACUCUCUACAUCAUUUUUGGUGUGCUGUCAAUGCUGGGGAAUGGGAUCCUGCUGUUCGUGGCCUAUAGAAAAAAGUCCUCCCUGAAGCCAGCAGAGUUCUUUGUAGUUAACCUGGCCAUCAGUGACAUGGGCAUGACUAUAACUUUGUUCCCGCUGGCUAUCUUCUCAGCAUAUGCUCACAGGUGGAUGUUUAAUAAGAUGGCCUGUACUAUCUAUGCCUUCUGUGGCGUUUUGUUUGGCCUGUGCAGUCUGACCAACCUCACUGUGCUCUCCUCCGUCUGCUGGCUCAAGGUCUGCUGCCCAAACUAUGGUAAGACAACUUGUCUUUGUGCUUUAAUUCAUAAAAAAAACCUAUAUUGA
Molecule: messenger RNA, 800 nt
Organism: Morone saxatilis (striped sea-bass)
Lineage: Eukaryota; Metazoa; Chordata; Actinopteri; Moronidae
Product: opsin-5-like
Exons: 4
Coding region: 366-800 (144 amino acids)
Biological process (GO): G protein-coupled receptor signaling pathway
Cellular component (GO): membrane
Molecular function (GO): G protein-coupled receptor activity
Source: RefSeq, a predicted model, not a curated record